ACUUUCUGUUGUUGUCCGAAUUUAGUCUGUGUUUCACUCUUCGUCGUUUAAGGGCAUAAGAAGCGGAGUUGCUUGCGAAUUGUAAACAAAUCGCGGAAAAGCUGUUAAAUUCAUUCAAAUCAUUGACAUUUGAUAGUAGCCGAUGAACCACAAGUUAUAUUUCAAUAGUUUUCGCUACUAAAUAAGUUAAUAAACGAGUUUAUCGAGUCGUCGAAAGAUUUACUUUCAGCCAUCCAAUGACGAUUAAGUAAAUCGACAAAAACAGUCAAAAUGAUGGGAGUAAGCCAGAACAUGGAACUGAAGGAACUCUCUACAGAGGAAGCUUUGAUGCGAACCCUAUCCUCAGAGCUCGGCAAUGAAGUGGAACCUCACUCCACCCCUGCCAUUCUCAAUGAAUCCAGUCGAACGUCUGUGGAUGAAGUGGAUCUUUGUGAGCUAACCAAUGGCGUCGAUAGCUCCGAUAACGUCAAAGUUAUUGACAAACCAAAAAAGAUAUCGGACCAAGAGCGUAAUCCAGGUAGCGAUUUGGACGCUCUUCUGGACAAGAUUAGCUCUAUUGUGGAUUGUAGUCCCAAAAAUUCCGAUGAUAUUGAUUUACUCGAUAGAGGCGAGGAAUGCGACUCUGUGUCGGCGAAGAAGAGAACAGCUGGUGAUACGGACAAAAAUCUAAAAGAGCAAAAAGAAAAGCCAGAAGAAGAAGAACAAGGUGAAGAUGUGCUUAGUUCUCUAGAAGGAGCAGAGUGCAUCGAUCCUGAUUCUGAGUUAAAGACUGAGGAGAAAUUAGAAGAAAAUGAAGAACACGCUUCAGCCAAAGAAUCCACACAGAAAACCGAAGAUUUAGCUGAUUCAGGUGAAAUAUUAAAGUCAAAGGAAGAAGAUGAAGUCGCAGCCCAUACUGCGGAUAACAUUGAAAAAGACGGUAAAAAUAGAUCAACAGAAGAUGUGUUUAUGUAUGCUUUAGACUGUAUUUCGAGUGCCGACGAGUUUGAUGUCUUUUCCUCUCAGGACUCCAAGAAGGUAAAGCCAAGCAAAAAACUAAACACGGAAGAUAACUCUUCUGCCAAUGACUUAGAAGAUAUUUCAUCUGAUGACGAUGAUAUAAUUAAGGAAAAUGAAAAACCCAACACUGAGGUUAUAGAUUUAGAUUCGUCGAGUGAAUGUGUGCCUUGCGAAACGGAAUCGGAGGUCGAGGAAACUGCAGCUAACACAGAAGAUACCGAAGUCGUUACUCACGGUAAGGUUUCUGCGAAGAAAUCAUUGAAUUUGCAAAGUAUUAUCUCAGAAAAGUCCGCGAGUGCGGUCGAAUGUGAGCCUGUCAAAGCUGAUGAACAUUUAACAGAAGGUGACGAACCCAUGUUAGUUGGAGACGAGGUAACCGAAAAGUCGAAAGAGUCUAUCCCAAUCCAGAGCGAAGAGUCAAUGGAAAUCGAUGAACCGGAUGAAUCCAAGGAAUCCGAGGAACUUCAAGGGCAAAAGGAAAAAGAAGAGCCUGGUUACUGCAAGAAAGCAAAAGAUUCAGAAGAGGCGAAGGAUAAAGAAAAGCCGGAGAUGAAAACCAUACAAGCGUCGAAAAGAGCAGACAUACUGGGAGACACCAAGGGAAAGGAAGAUCCAAACCCAUCCCAGGAUGUGGAAGAUGUUAAGGACACAGAAGAGCCAGAAAAUAAAAAGGAAAUAGAACAGACUGGAGAGCUUGAAGAACCUGUGGUGAUCGAAGGAGAAGAAACAGAAGAUCCAAAAAAGAAAGUCCAAAAGGAAUUUGAUGCUCGAACUCAAGCCCAAGAAAUGAAAUACACAACCAUAGAUGAUUUGCUUGUAGAAGCGGUCAGAAAGGUUGUAGGGAUAGAAGAAAAGAAGGUUGCAGAGGAUGAACCAGAAGGCGACAAGGAACCCACGACAAAUGGAGUAUGCGAAAUUUCUACUGAUGGAAAUUUAAAGCAUUUAGAAAGCAAGGAAUCAACGGCUGUUGAAGAGGAGACCAAAGAGACGGAGUCCGAUGACGAAGUUAUAUUCUUUGAACCCCUAGAGAAGACCGAAAAUGUUGGCACCACAGCCAAUCCAACGAACGAAAAUUCUGUGAAACCACAAGCUAAGGAUGACGAAGUUGUUCUCGUCUCCGAGGAUGAGGAUGAAACACCGCAGAAUAAGAUACCGGAAAAGGAAGUUCAAACUACCCAAAAGGAAACAGCUUUAAAAGAACUUUCCAAUGAGUCCACUACAGAAUCAGGUGAAGCUAAGGACCUACAAAUAGACAACUCCGACAAUGCGUGCGAUCAGUUUGAGAAACUGAAGACCCCUGAUGUGGUAAAGCAAACUGCCACAGAAGAUGGGAACAGUAAUUCCAGCAAUCUAUUGCGACCCGCCGAGUACACGGAAGACUCGGCUCCAAAACGGUUGCGUCUCAGUACCGAUGAAAAAAAUGAAUUCGAAACGGAGACGAAUCAAGAUGCGUCACCAAAACUCAGCAGAGCAAAGGAUGGUUUGAAGGAUGUAACCAAGCGGAGCCAUGAACAUCUGGACAGCAGCCCUCAGGAGGAAAUACCCAAUAAGAAAGCUAGGACUGAAGACUCCGACUCAAAUAGCUCCCACGAAGGCACGCUACAGAUUGAUAUGGGUGGACAGGAUGACAAAGAAGAAUCCCCCAAAAAAGAAGUCGAAAAGAAACUCGACUUCGACCUUAACCCCGUUCCAGAAAUUAAACAGAAUGUUAAGCCGCUGCGCUUGGAAUUCUUUAAGACCUUCCGACGUAGUUUCGACACAAUGACCCGUGACGACCUGGAGGAGCUGGUGCUGCAGAAGGUCGUCGAGGCGAUGAUGGUUAAAAGUGAUUUCGCAGAAAUACGUAUGCAGCUGGAAAAAUGCGAGAGCACUCUCGUCAAUUAUCGCCGCAAGAUUGCCGAGGUGUCGAAGCAAUUCCUGGAUUUGGAGACGGUGCACAAGCGUGUGCUUAAGGACUUGGAGGCUAAGAACUCUCAUUUCACCGCUCCUGUGCGGAUAACACGAGCUGUUGGUCUUCAGGUGGGCAUUCCGUUCAAGGCCAUAAAGCCCACCGUCGCCGCUCCAGAGCCAACGCAUGCUGCUGGCAGCGUGUUGGCUCCGCCCAGCGGAACGCCACCCAAGGCCAGCACCUCCCCGACGCGUGCGUCCGUGCGACCAAGACCUCCUCCGCCUCCCUUUGGACCAUCCACAUCCUCAUCGGAAACGGGUGCGGGCGUCAGCGCCUCUCAGAAUUCCAAUCCCCAACAGCAGCAGCCGGCAGCACGGUCAUCUCCAUCCUUGGCCACGGCUAGUGUCACGCCACCUGUGCGCCGGGGCUGCUUGCAGAAGGUCACGCCCCAUCGACCGGUACCUACUAACUUACAGCCCGGGCCAAUGCUCACGAAUCAGGCCAGCGUCCAACGUCUGCAGCCCCCACCGCCUAUAGCUCAAAGGACAACGCACGCCUCCAAGCACACGGGAACACCUGGCUCCACGACUUCAGCGGUGGCCAAUGCGAUUAAUAAAAGCGUCAUGCGUGGCCGGAUGUCAGCAGCCGCUUUCUUGGCGCAAAGACAACAGCAGCAACAACAACAACUGCAACAACAACAGGCGCAGCAACAGUUCAUACUACCUCGACCUAGUUCCGGUCCCACGCCAGGUGCGAGUCCUGCCAAGCAGGUGCCGAAGUGCACAACUAAAGUGCGCGCCCAGCAGCCACCGCUUUCGGGGGCCACGGUCUCGGUGCCAAUCUCAUCCAGCAGCAGUGGGUCGGGAUCUGGCAGCUAUGGACAGCAGCAGGAGCCCAGCUUGACGCCGGCCAAGCCCAAGGAGAAGGCAGUCAUUGACCUCACAGAUGAGGAUGAUGCAGCGGCUGCUGCGGCGGCAAGGGCUGCCCAAGCACAAAUCGAGGCUAACGCUCGUUUGCGUCAGGCAUCCAAUGCGGCGAUUAAGCGGAAUGCUCAGACCGCAGCAGCGAUAAGAGGAGGACGUGGAGGCGGAAAUGUGGUGCGAGCUUCUCCAAUGCAAUUGGCUCGCGUAAAUGCUCGACAGUUAGUCCAUAAUAAUGGAGGAGGUCAGCGAAGUUCCUUGGGCUCAAACGUAACUAUGCAGAUACGUUCGGAGAACACCCCGCCUCCAGCAUCUCGUUUAAGAUACUCACAUCCUGCACCACUGCCCACGUCACCUCCCCAGCCCUUCAAUCCAGCCUGGAAGGUGCCUCCUUCGCGACCCGUUAUCCGGAUUAGUCUCCUUGAGACUGGUAUCGUUAUAUCCUGGACUCUGGAGGAUUCGAGCCCGCGGUUCGCAGAGUGCGUAAUGUACCAGAUCUAUGCAUACCAGGAGACGAUUCACGAGCCCAGCACGGAUAGCUGGCGGCAUGUGGGCGAUGUCAGCGCUAUGUUGCUGCCCAUGGCCGUGACUUUAAAUCAGUUCCAGGAGAACCAGAGGUAUUUCUUCGCUGUGCGGGGCGUUGAUAGCCACGAUCGAUUCGGGCCGUUCAGUGUUCCCAAGACCUGGUCGUAGACGGAUUGGUCUGUUCUCUUCCUUAGGUGUAGAUUCUAGUUUUAGUAGGCGAUAUGUAAUUUAUUUUUGUCCUUGGUAAUCCGUUCUCGAAACUAGCCGAAAUGAUCAGUUUACGCCUAAGUUAUACAGAGAUUUUUGAAGAAUUUUUAAGAAGAAAUAAACAAGUUAUGCCAAGCAGCCAAUCCUCUGCAGCCAGUAAAGAACAAAAGAAAACAUUGUAUUUUAUUCUCAAUAGGUUAUUUAACAUAAAUAAGUUCAAAACUUACAUUAAAUAAUACACAAGAUUGAAUAAAUAUCAAAUGAGAAUGGCGUUUAUCUUA
Messenger RNA from Drosophila simulans, 4820 nucleotides. It is a transcript of the gene wde, whose product is annotated as activating transcription factor 7-interacting protein 1. The record is from RefSeq and is a predicted model, not a curated record. Gene Ontology annotation, biological process: regulation of DNA-templated transcription. Bases 271 to 4500 code for a protein of 1409 amino acids. The transcript is spliced from 5 exons. Lineage: Eukaryota; Metazoa; Arthropoda; Insecta; Diptera; Drosophilidae. Gene Ontology annotation, cellular component: nucleus; transcription regulator complex. Gene Ontology annotation, molecular function: transcription coregulator activity; protein binding.